Messenger RNA from Nematostella vectensis (starlet sea anemone), 2398 nucleotides. Its product is annotated as solute carrier family 23 member 1. Gene Ontology annotation, biological process: transmembrane transport. Gene Ontology annotation, molecular function: transmembrane transporter activity. Bases 112 to 1941 code for a protein of 609 amino acids. Gene Ontology annotation, cellular component: membrane. The transcript has 12 exons. The record is from RefSeq and is a predicted model, not a curated record. NCBI's taxonomy places the organism in Eukaryota, Metazoa, Cnidaria, Anthozoa, Actiniaria, Edwardsiidae.
ACGCUAAGCCUUCUGGGAUCAACGUGACGUCACUAGUCAUUGAAGCAAAUAUCUAGUACUGGAGAAGUCGUGUUCCCAUGACCGGUGUUGUUAUCAAGCUCUCAGGGGAAAAUGGACAAGUCUAAUACACAACCCCAAAACAACUCUAAUACACCGAGUCCGAGCAAUGAAAUACAGGCCGAGAAGCGAAGGAAUGCUUUCGGUCUCACAUAUGCCGUGGAUGAAAACCCGCCAUGGUACGCGUGUAUUGUUCUCGGUUUUCAGCAUUACCUUACGAUGUUGGGCGGAACUCUUACCAUUCCAUUCAUCUUGAGUGGACCGAUGGGCUUCUCCAACAACCCUCUAGUCGUCGCGGAGGUUCUCUCUACUAUGUUUUUCGUCUCGGGCAUCACCACUCUUUUGCAGACCACAUUAGGCGUCAGGUUGCCAAUCAUCCAAGGAGGGUCAUUCUCCUUCUUGGCGCCGACUUUUGCCAUCUUGUCGCUCCCGCAGUUCAAGUGUCCAGCGGGUACAGUUACAGGUGAAUUAAACAUAUCAUCUAACGCAACAACGGUCGACAGCGGCGAUUGGAGAAUACGCAUGCGCGAGAUCCAAGGUGCCAUCAUGAUCUCCUCAAUGUUCCAAAUCUUCAUCGGAUUCUCAGGAAUCGUGGGAUUCCUGUUGCGCUUCAUUGGACCAAUCACAGUGGCACCUACGAUCACUCUGAUUGGCUUAUCGCUAUUCCAUGUCGCUGCAGAGCAUGCUGGCAAUCAUUGGGGAGUGGCUUUCACGACGGUGGCGUUGAUAACCAUCUUCUCUCAGAUGCUUACCAACAUCGAGGUGCCCCUGCCGGGCUACAGGUUCAAGAAAGGCUUCUUCGUCGCACACUCUCCGGUAUUCAGGCUUUUUCCGAUCAUUCUAGCAAUCUUUGUAUCGUGGAUGAUUUGCGCUAUCGUCACGGCUGCGGGAGGAUUCCCAGAUGACCCUAAGAACCCAAACUUUCACGCGAGGACAGAUGCGCGGACGAUUGUUUUGCGAGAAAGUAAAUGGUUCAGGUUCCCUUACCCAGGUCAAUGGGGCACGCCCACUGUUAGUGCCGCAGGGGUGUUUGGGAUGCUGGCUGGUGUCUUGGCAUCAAUCAUCGAGUCCAUAGGCGACUACUACGCAUGCUCUAGAUUAUGCGGAGCACCUCCUCCCCCUAAGCAUGCCGUCAAUCGCGGGAUCGGUAUGGAGGGCAUUGGAUGCCUCAUCACCGGACUGUGGGGGAGUGGUAACGGGACAACGUCAUACAGCACGAAUAUCGGGGCCCUUGGUAUGACAAAGGUUGGCAGUUUGCGUGUGAUCCAGUUCGCAGGGAUGAUCCUAGUUGUCAUGGGCGUGGUCGAAAAAAUAGGUGCUCUUUUCACCACCGUACCUGGUCCCAUUGUAGGCGGGGUCUUUAUGGUGAUGUUCGGGAUAGUGGCUGCGGUGGGGAUCUCCACCUUGCAGUUCGUCGAUUUAAAUUCGUCACGCAAUCUCUUCAUCAUCGGAUUGUCGCUGAUGCUUGGCUUCGCGUUGCCAUGGUAUUUGGAUAAGCAUCCGGGUGCCAUAGCCACAGGUUCACGAGAGGUCGAUCAGAUCAUCACUGUACUCUUGAAGACCAACAUGGCGGUGGCAGGAAUACUUGCACUCUUUCUGGACAAUGCGAUUCCAGGAACACCAGAAGAGCGAGGUAUCAAUAGAUGGCGAUCAGUUGUUACCCAGGAAGAAGAUGAGAGUGGAUCUCUUGCUUCAAUCCACAUCUAUGACCUACCGUUUGGACUGAACCGCCUGAGCAAACUGCGAAUUGCGAGAUUUCUUCCGUUCCUACCGUACUAUACAGCAGAAGAGAACAUCCAUGGAGAGAAGGGGGCUGUAGAAACAAACCAACUAGUUGUUAAAGGGGAGGGGGCGCGAUACAGAAGCAUUAAGGGGUCACACUAGCGCCAUCCCUGAGCCUUACAGCCUCUUAGCCUUGCUCACAGGAGCAAAAAAUGGCAAAGUUCAAAUUGUAAGGUCGUGUUAUAUAGCUUAUAUUCGCUUGAUUAUUUGCAUAGAUGUUCCUUGUGUAAUAUAAAACAAAAUAAGCUUUUGUAUUUCUUGGUAGAUAAUCCGUUCUUGAGGUAUUGCAAAUUGCAAGACUCUUGAUUUGUCUGAAAUUGACCAAUUUGGGCGAAAUUGUUUCAUGAUUUAUGGCAACUUUCCUCAAUCAUAUCUCACGCACGGAUCAUCUACCAAAAAUACUAAUGCUUAUUUUGUUUUAUAUUAUGCAAGGAACUUCUAGGCAAAAUAUAAAUGUAACCUAACACAACCUUACAAUUUUAAUUUUGCCAUUUUUUGCUCCUGUCACUGUAGGAGAGUUUCCUGGUUUUAUCGAAUAUAAAAUCAAGCGCUCACCCCA